Messenger RNA from Phanerochaete carnosa HHB-10118-sp, 1638 nucleotides. RefSeq lists its product as uncharacterized. The transcript has a single exon. NCBI's taxonomy places the organism in Eukaryota, Fungi, Basidiomycota, Agaricomycetes, Polyporales, Phanerochaetaceae. The annotation marks the transcript as partial. The record is from RefSeq and is a predicted model, not a curated record.
AUGUACGGUGGCAAUAGGCGGUGGAAUUGUUUUGACCACCUCAACCCAGGCAAUCCGGCGCUCCCGUAUGCAGCCUCUGCUCCAUUCAACUGUCGCCCGGAGCGGGUGGCUUGUCUCGAAGGGACAUGUACCGACACCUUGAGCGUUAUCUAUACCUGGGCGCUUGAUCGACACACAGCUGGCGAUAAGGCCGAUUCUCCUCAGGACGUUGCUCGCAGCCAAUCUAAUAUUUUGUGGCUAGAAAGUCCGACUGGUACCGGCAAGACGACGAUCGCAUACACCGUUGCAGAGCGGUGCCGUGCAGAAGGUGUUCUGGGGGCGAGUUUUUUUUGCUCUCUGUUGGAUAACGAUUGCGGUGACGCCUCGAUGAUUUUUACGACAAUUGGAUACCAACUCGGAUUGUUCUAUAAACCUUACAAGGAUCAGGUCGCUGAGAUAGUCCAGAAAGACCCUCUCAUCUUACGCUCCGAUGUCUCUCGCCAAUUCAACGAGCUGAUCAUGCAACCACUGGCACAGCUCCGCGACGACUUCCCUCCAUGCGUCGUGGUGAUCGAUGCACUCGAUGAGUGUCGAGAUCACUAUAUCACUUCUAUGGUCCUGUCCGCUUUGCUCAAACAUGCACAGACUCUAUCUCGCCUCCGAUUCUUUGUCACCAGUGGCCCCAGCCAUCACAUCAUCACUCUCUUCAACGCUCACGAUCGUCGUAGCGCGUUUGGCCAGCAACCCUUAUACAAGAUUGUAUCACAGCCUGAGUCUGUCAAUGCAGACAUCGAGCGCUAUCUUACCGUAGCUCUGUCGGACGUCCCAGAGUCCUGGCCUGACAAGGCCGACAUCGCAAUGCUGACACAACUUGCCGGUGGCCUUUUCAUCAUUGCCACGACUGCAGCCAAGUUUAUUGAAGACCGAAAAUACAGCGAUCCUAUUGGACAGCUCAGGACAUUUGCAUCCACUACAAUUUCAUAUAACCAAUUCCUCGAUCAGCUGUACUUGCGGGUGCUCGAGAGCGCCUUCUCUGAUGUAUCGGAAGGCCUGUCGGGACGACUCAAGUCUGUCCUGGCUGUCAUCAUAGCAGCCGUCCGAGAUCCACUUCCGAUUUCCAGCCUCGCAUAUCUGGCUGGCAGGCUCAGUGCUCAUACCGUGUACAGCUUCCUUGUGCUUCUCCGUUCCAUCCUCGUUGUACCGACGUCUGAAGAUUCCCCAUCCAGCAUUCGCAUUAUACACCAGACCUUUGCUGAGUUCCUAAUGGACCCAAGUCGCUGCACAAGCCAACAUUUCACCAUCAAUUCACGGCAGCAACAUACGGAGCUGCUUCGUGGGUGCCUGGCGGCCAUGCAAGAGUUGAGGCGAGACAUCUGCAAUAUUCGGGACCCCUCUCUGCUCAACACCCAGAUUCCGAACCUGCUCGAUCUCAGGAAGAAGGCGAUACCAGCGCAUGUGAGGUAUGCCUGUGGGUACUGGUGCACUCAUCUGGUGAACGGAGAGCUUUCGUCCGUCGAGAUUCUCGAACCACUUGAGGAGCUUGUGGAGAACCGAUUGCUGUACUGGGUCGAGGCCUGCAGCGUGCUCGGAGUGCUGAGGGAAGCUGUCUCGGGCCUGAGAGAGUCCCGGCGCAAGCUUAUGGUGCGUGCAAUUUACUCU